Messenger RNA from Ilex paraguariensis (yerba mate), 1927 nucleotides. The record is from the annotation of a GenBank genome assembly. Lineage: Eukaryota; Viridiplantae; Streptophyta; Magnoliopsida; Aquifoliales; Aquifoliaceae.
UAUAUAUCAAUGACUCUCUCAGACGAAGAACGGACAAUGGAGAAAACAGAGAAGCCGCUCACAGACAUCCCAGUAGUCGAAGACGAAGAACCCUCGAAUGGAGACGACGAGGAAGAAGGCGAGGAAGAGCAUGAGGAAGAAGAAGAAGCAGAGACCGAAGAGUCUCGAAUGCGCUCUGACCGAUCGAAAAUGGAGAACCUGUUCCGCCGAAUCUCAACAGAGCGAGUCCCUCUCAGAGUCCACGACGUUAUAAUCAAAGGCAAUACGAAGACUAAGGACUCAUUGAUCGAAGCCGAAGUGGAAGCGCUUAAGAGUGCUAGUACAGUACAAGAGUUACUUCAGGCUGCGAGUAUUGCGAAUGCGAGGCUUCAACGGCUUGAGAUUUUUGAUUCGGUUAAUAUUACGAUUGAUGCGGGGCCGUCGGAAUUGCCUGGGACUGCUAACGUGAUUGUGGAGGUUGUGGAGAGUAAAAACCCUCUUACUGGUGAGAUUGGAAUGUUCACUAAGCCUGAGGCUAGAUCUUGGUCACUUGAAGGAUCGCUCAAGCUGAAAAACUUGUUUGGAUAUGGGGAUAUCUGGGAUGGUUCUUUGGCUUACGGCUGGGAUCAAACAUCAGAGGUUAGUGUUGGUGUGUCUUUACCCAGAUUUAAAGGAUUGGUUACUCCUUUGACGGCUCGAGUGUAUCUGCUUUCUCAAGAUUGGCUGAAGUUUUCUUCUUACAAAGAACAAUCACUGGGACUGUCUCUGGGCACGAUAUUAUCCAAGAACCAUGAUUUGGCAUACAAUCUAUCUUGGCGUACCUUGGCAGAUCCCUCACAAAUGGCAUCAAGAUCAGUAAGGAAGCAGCAUGGACAUGGCCUGCUCUCAUCUUUGAAGUACACCUUUAAGAUUGACGAGCGAAAUAAUCCUCUAAGACCAACUCGAGGAUAUGCUUUUGUUUCCACUUCUCAAAUUGGUGGUCUUUUUCCUGAUUAUCGGAGCUUACGUUUUUUCCGCCAGGAGGUGGAUCUUCGUUAUGCUCUCCCCUUGGGUUUUUAUAAUUCUGCACUGAAUGUUGGGGUCUCUGGUGGUGUUCUUUUUCCAUGGGGAAGUGGAUUUUUGAACAAAUCCUCAUCCAUAGCUGAGAGAUUUUUCUUGGGUGGUAAUUCUUCUCCAGUCUGCACCUUGGGAGGACCAACAUCGGUGUUGGGUUUUAAGACAAGGGGACUGGGCCCUACUGAGCCUCGAAGGGAAGUUAGAUUAGACUCAAAUAAUGAAAAUUCUGACAGUUCUGGAAGGGAUUUUCUUGGAGGAGACCUUGCUGUUACUGCCUUUGCAGACCUUUCUUUUGACCUCCCAUUGAGGGUAUUCAGAGAAGCUGGCAUUCACGGGCAUGCUUUUGCAUGUGCUGGGAACCUUACCAAGUUGACAGAGAAUGCAUUCCGAAAUGUCUCUUUCCAGAAAUUCCUGGAUUCGUUUCGAACUUCUGCUGGAUUUGGGAUCAUUGUACCCACCAAACUAUUCCGCAUGGAGGUUAAUUAUUGCUACAUACUGAAACAACAUGAGCAUGAUCGUGGGAAGACUGGGGUGCAGUUUAGCUUUUCUUCACCAUUAUAAAUCUGGAACUUUUUUUAUUUUCAUGUGAUGUCCAGCAACAUCAAGUUGAUAGUGAAAGCCUUUCACACUAGGUACAUUUCAGAUUUUUUUGGCUCAAGCAUCUCAAUUUAGACGGCUAAGGUUUUUGUUGCAGAUUUUUGAUGGCUUAAGCAUCUCAUGUGAUGUCCAGAUUUUUUAUGCACCAAUACGGUGAAUAAGAUGUUAGCAAAGUUAUCAGUGCAGUUAUGAUCAGCCUUUGAGACAGAUUGUUUGAAGAAAUGUUGUAAUUCUCUUAACGUCCAAAGAGUUUCAAAGGAUUUGUCUCUAUCUCAUUCCUUGAUUUAAGCUUGUG